Molecule: messenger RNA, 2051 nt
Organism: Lingula anatina
Lineage: Eukaryota; Metazoa; Brachiopoda; Lingulata; Lingulida; Lingulidae
Source: RefSeq, a predicted model, not a curated record
ACACAGGCUGUUGUGGGAAGAUCAUCUCCAGUUGUUGAUCCACACUGAGCUUUCCACAAUUCAUGAGACGAUAAUGGAGAAUCCAUCCGUCAACAACACCGACUCUCCUAGAAUAACGCUGCACCGUUCCUUCGACAAAGUAGCAGAGGAAUGUCCAGACCAAGACGCAUGCGUAAUCUAUCAUUCAGAGGAUGCCCGUGAGUCUGUGACUUUCUCUCAGUUGCGUAAACAAUCGGAGCAGUUUGCUGUCAUGCUGCUCACCAAGGGACUUCGAAAGGGAGAUAUCGUCGGUCUUCUGUCUACCAAUUCUGUGGAUUUUGUCGUUGCGUUCCUUGGCUUGUCUCGCAUAGGGGCCCCUGUGCUGAUGCUACGGUAUGGAAGCACCGCGGAGGAAGUCUGCAGGUUAUUGACAAAACAUGACUGUAAAGGUUUGGUUGGAAGCGUGGACUCAAAUCAAGAUUCAGAAAUAAUCUCAAGCAUUGAACACCUAAUAAAAAAGGAUGGAAGAAAUGAGCAUUUUGUCAUAAUAAAGCAGACUCCAGACGAGGACAAUGCUUCCAGUCAGGUAGGCUUUUUGAGCAGUGAAACUAAACUGAAACCCGACCUGCACUUUCCGGAUGUAGGCCCUGAAGAUACGUGCGCCAUAUUCCUUACAUCUGGUAGUACGGGAGAACCAAAAGCUAUGCAGUUUCGCCAUCGAGCAUUAGUGUCCAGAACGCAUCCAUGGGGCGAGUUCCUGUUUUCGGACAUUGAGAGAGCUACUUUUUUUAAUGACCGCCCGAUGGCGUGGACAGGUGGCUUUUAUAUGAUACUUAACAUGUGCAUCUUCGGUGCUUGCACAGUUUCAGUGAAUUCUAACCUUUCUGUGGCAAGUGGAGAGAUAAAUUUCGUCGUGGACGUCAUGAGGAAUGAAAAAUGCACACACGCACUACUGAUGAAUUAUCUACUCGUUGACCUCAUGCAUUACGACGGUCAACAACAGCCCUCUUUGCAUUUGAAAUACGUCAUCACGGCUGGACAGAAAGCCGAUCAUGGGGCGCUGAUGCAUGUCUUCACUAUUUUUCCGGAGGCCACGCUCGUAUACAUGUACGGUGCCGGUGAGACGGGAAUUGUCUUGUACCAAUGCCAUACCGACACAAGUACGCUAGAUGACGAUGGUUUUAGUAUGCACCAAGGCGUUGACAUCAAGCUAAUUGACAGCAGUGGUGAAACCGUGGAACCCGGGGCAUCGGGAGAGAUUUGCAUUCGCUCACCAGCUCUCUUCGAAGGAUACCACAAUAAUUCUGAAGCAACCAGCAAAGCACGGCUUCCAGACAACUGGUUUCGCUCGGGUGACGUGGGAGUCAAAAGGCAAGAUGGAAGAAUCGUGUUGCUUGGUCGAUCAGAUGAUAUGAUAAAGCGAGCAACUGUAAAAGUCUUUCCCGUCGAAGUCGAGAGAGUCCUUCGUCAACAUCCGUGUAUUAAAGAAGUGGUCGUGGUUGGGGUUCCGGAUCAGCGUCUAUUUGAGGAUCUCUGUGCAUGCAUCAUACCACGUGACCCUAAAGCAUUCGACGAAGCCGACUUCCUUAUUUGGUGUAAAGCACAAUUCUCCGUCGGACCGGAUGGUCUCUCUUUGACCCCAACUUAUGUUCUUGUAUUUGAUCAAUAUCCGAAGACUCGCACUGGAAAAACCAGCAGGAAGGACCUCAAAGAGAAGGCUAAAAAGCGAGUGCAAAUUGCACAGGUUUGAGUCACUAUUGACGCAUUAAUUAACGCUUUUAGACUUCCUGUAGUAGCCCCAAGUUCCAUUGUAGUUUUACAAGGUUGUUUAUAGGCAUUAUCGAUGAAACCAGAAAAAGAAAUUAUGUAGAUCAGUAGGCAAAAGGCGAACAAGUGUUUUGAAAACGAAAACAAUAGAUGAAUACUCGAGACAUGUUCAAAAUAUUUCUGUAAGGAUCAUAAUUUAGUAAAGUGGUUUAAGUAACUGUAAUCCUGAGGCAAAUAUUUGUUUUCAGUAUAUUAGGAAUCUAAUUUUAUUUGAUUUAUUUCCUGCCACACAUAGGCAUCUUUGA